Messenger RNA from Chiloscyllium plagiosum (whitespotted bambooshark), 2498 nucleotides. The record is from RefSeq and is a predicted model, not a curated record. Lineage: Eukaryota; Metazoa; Chordata; Chondrichthyes; Orectolobiformes; Hemiscylliidae.
CAAAGUGCAUCACUAAUGACUCAAGUUCGAACUUGUGCAAAACAUUUGUUUAACAUUGUACACAGUUAUGUUUUCCACAUAAUGGGAAACAUGUGAAGGCGUGAGGGAAAACCGAAGAAACAAUUGACAGAAAUGAUGCCUGGGAUGAGGAAUUUCAGUGAUGACAAACGAUUGAAUAAGCUAAGACUGUUCUUCUUGGUGAAAAUAUGAGUGAGCAAAAUGUUUUUAGUGAGCAGAUAGUUCUUUUCAAAAUCGGGAAUGGUCUUCAAAAUGUAGAUGGGAAGAAAUUGUUCCCAUUGUUAAACGAAACAAGAACAAGAGUGCAGAGAUUAACAGUGACCUGUGAAAUAAGCAAGGAUGAAAUGAGGAACAAAACAUUUGUGUCUGAGUUCUCAUAGCAUUUCUUUUCCUUGAAAUUAUUUUGGAGGCAAUUCCAAUGGAGGCCUUAACGAUGGCAAUAAAUACAUUUUGGAGUUGGAGUUUGUGGGGAGUGAGGAAAGGUACAAGGUUAUCUGCUAUAGUGGAAAAUGAGGCUCAUCUAAUGAAACGGUGUCAACAUGAUGGGCUGAAUAACGUCCCACAGUACCGGAAUUCUAUGGUCCUGACAAGAUUAUGGCAAUAUCGGCAUGAGAAUGAGAGUUUUGAAGUUCACAAACAAACACUUCACAAAUUGCACAUAUCUUUGUGUCGAUGUGGAAUACUUAAUGUCUAUUGAAGAAAUUAGAAACAAAGGAUAUGCUCUGAAUCUGUUGAAAUCAGUGUUGAGACGUGAAUGCGGUAAGGUGCCUCAGCAAAAUGCAAUGUUCUUUUGUAGCUUGGACAGAAUUUGGUCAGAAAAUGAGGUCUUGUUCCUCAAACUUGCAAUGACCUUAUGCAGACAUGUUGUGGUUAGUAAACAAGCUCUCUUUCAUAUAUUCUGGUAGAUGUUUAUUAAGAAGGUGAUCACCAUCCUUCUCAGGCACAAUUGAUGACGGGUGCGAAUGCACAAAUCCUGAAGCGAACUUGAUGACAAUGGUAAUUCUUUCCAGAAGAAACUGCGGCCUGUCUGAAUGUACUUGCACCUACAUGGUGGCCAUGGCAAUAGCAGCUCUUAUGAUCUUGAUCUUCAAUGUAACUGUACAUCACGUAUUCGGUUAUCACUUUACGCAUUCCUUCUUCUCCUACACUGGAGUUUGUAUGUUAUUUAAAUACAUGAACUCAAUCAGCUUGUUAAUGGCAGUGUGGUUCACUGUAAUGUUCACAUUUGAUAGAUAUGUGGCUAUAUGUUGUGAGAGGCUGAAAACAAAGUAUUGCACAGUGAAGACAGCGGCUGCAGUUUUAAUGAGUAUCACUGCUUUGGUAUGCCUAGAGAGCAUACCGUUUUUGUUUGCAUAUGAACCUGAGAAAAUCAUUGAUAAUUUACAGUGGGGUUGUCGCACCAAGCUGAUUUUUUUCACUUCACCACUAGGUGUUGCAUUUUCCUGGUUGCACAGUAUUUUCGUUCCUUGGAUUCCAUUUUCUUUGAUGCUCUUAUUCAAUUGUUUGACCAUUAGACGUAUUUUAUUCGCCAAUAAAAUUCGCAGGGCAAUUAGAGGUCGGAAUAUUGAGUGUCAAAGAGACGAAGAGGUGGAGAGUCGAAGGAAAUCCAUAAUUCUACUCUUCACAAUAUCAAGCAGUUUUAUUCUUCUUUGGCUGACAGCAGCUGUCAGCUUUUUAUCUACUAGGAUAACAAACAUCUCACAUUAUCGAGGCGAUUUUGCAGCUCCAGCUUACAUUGCCACUGAAGCUGGCUACAUGCUAAUGUAUUUGAGUUCAUGCACAAAUGUGUGCAUUUAUGCAGCGACACAAAGUAAAUUCAGACAUGAGUUGAAGGAAGUGUUGACAUUUCCUUGGUCAUAUCUUCUGAUAUUGGUUAAUCGAAAGGAAAAGUGAAAAAAAAACUGUCUCCAUGCUUCCUACUGCCUCAGAAAGUUUAUAUCUAGCAAACUAAUUCUGUUGAAAUUUAUUUUCUCCUUUUUGUUUAACGACGAGAGGCGUUUGAUAGCAUUCCAUAGCUGGAUUCCAACCUUGGUACCCAAAACAUUGGACGAAUUCAUAUUCUAGCAAUAAUUGAGCAUUAUUGCCCCAAUAUGAAUUCGUCGGAUUUUCUGGGUAUCCUGGUGCGUAUCCAGCCAAUUAAUAUUCUGGAAUUUGUAUUCACAAAUAUAAACCAGAAUACUAUAAUCGAUCAUCAGAAAAUAAAAACACAUCGUCCUCUAACAUCUUUUAGGAAAUGGAAAUGCUCACGGUGGCUGGUCUGGCUUCAUGUGACUCCAGACACAGAGCUAUGUGUUAGACACUUAAUUGCUAUCUUGACAAUUUGGAAUGAUUCAUAAUUGUUUGCCUGGCCAGUCAUGUACAUAUUCUUUGAAAGAAUAAAAGAAUGAAAUCAGACCACUUCUUAAAAGAAUAAUGACAAUUAUUCAGUUAUGUCCUAUGUAUCACGAAAAAUGUUAAAUGACCUACUUAUAUCAAACAAA